UCGUAUGUAGUGAAUAUAUAAAAGCUUUUCCUCUGCCCUAUCUUCAUUUCGAGUUUAUUUGCCAUUGAGGAGUCGAGGCACCGAUCGUUUAGUUUCCGCGAUGGCCAGAUGGAGCAUUCUGCUGUUAAUUAUUUGCACUUUGAUUCUCGGUUAUGAAGGCGCCCCUGCACCUUUUGACCCACACGAAGACAGUUUAAGUCUAGAGUCAACAGUGGGUAAACAACUGAAAAAGCUAUUUCAAGAUGACGCAGUGUACGGACCUGUAGCAGGUGCCAAUGAAGAGGAGCCAGUUGUAAUUGUGAGACGAGAGAGAAGAAGCUUCUGGAAAAAAGUAGGAAAGGCGUUGAAAAAAGCCGGUGAUGCAGUGAAAAAAGCAGCAGAUGAUGUUUGGAAGGGAAUUAAAAAAAUUCCUCCUAUAAUUUGCCGUGUUCCUAAUAUUUGUUCCAUAUGAGUCAACGUCCAGCGUUAUAAUAUUAAUAAAAUAAAAUAAGUUCUUUUCCAAAUGUCAUUUCACAA
Molecule: messenger RNA, 516 nt
Organism: Neocloeon triangulifer
Lineage: Eukaryota; Metazoa; Arthropoda; Insecta; Ephemeroptera; Baetidae
Exons: 3
Coding region: 101-451 (116 amino acids)
Source: RefSeq, a predicted model, not a curated record